CUGAGGCCCCAUAUCGUAUUUGUCCCCCAGACUGACCCCCCGUCAACCGUCCCCUCUUUGACCUCGCCCCCCCCGUGGAGCUGUUAAACCUGACGAUGGAGAACUUUACGGCGGGAGGAGCAUCGACCACAGAGACAGAAGGUAUCCAUCUGAACUGCAGCAUGUCCGGGAGGCACAACUUCAUCUUCACCCUGAUCCCGGUCGUGUACGGCUGUAACUUUGUCAUCGGCAUGGUGGGGAACAGCAUGGUGGUGGCGGUCAUCUACCGUUACAUGAAGCUGAAGACGGUGGCCAACGUGUUCGUCCUCAACCUAGCCAUCUCAGACCUUACCUUCCUGGUCACCCUGCCCAUGUGGGCCACCUUCACAGCCACAGGCUACCAGUGGCCCUUCGGUGGGUUUCUGUGUAAGGCCAGCGCUGGACUGGUUAUGUUCAACCUCUACAGCUCCAUCUUCUUCCUCACCGCGCUCAGCAUCGACCGCUAUCUGGCCAUCGUCCACCCGGUGAGGUCGCGGCAGCGCCGUACUGUGCUCUACGCCCGUAUCACCUGCGUCCUGGUUUGGCUCUUCGCCCUCCUGCUGUCCGUCCCCACGGCCCUGACCAGAGACCUGAUGCACAUCACCAACUACAACAUCACCACGUGUGGCGUGCUGCACCCUGAGGGCUCCAGGCACCUCCUCCUCAUCAUCAGCCUGAUGAAGAGCAUCCUUGGGUUCCUGUUUCCCUUCCUCAUCAUCAUCACCUGCUACUGCCUGAUUGGUCAAGCCCUGGUCAGUGCGAGGAGCAUCCAGAAGACCACCCGGUCGAGAGACGAUGAGGUGUUGAGGAUGCUGGCGGCGGCUGUUCUAGCUUUCUUCCUGUGUUGGGCGCCCCACCAGGUAUUCCACUUCAUGGAGCUCCUGGCCCAGCUAAAGGUUGUAACUAACUGUGUGAUUGUGGACGUCAUCGACACGGCCAUGCCCUUCACCAUCUGCAUCGCAUUUCUCAACAGCUGUGUCAACCCCAUCCUGUACGGCUUCGUGGGACAGAACUUCAGAAAGAACCUGUUUCUACUGCUCCGCUGCUCCCCCGUUGGCCUGGCCGGGACACAUCCCUCCAUCUCCUCUAAGAUGUCCGCCCUGUCCUACCGCCCCUCUGAGGCGCUGCACCUCACCAACAAGAACAAUGUCUGAUGUGAGGAGAGAAGGAAGUAGGAAGUAGGAAGUAGGAAGUAGGAAGGAGAAGUGUAGCUUGUGUAAUUCUUUGGCUCUUCUGGUUGUGUGACGUGAGGAGUAUGGAGGAAUACACAUUGUGGAUGCCUCCCAAAUGGCCCCCUAGUCCCUAUAUAGUGCGCUUUGGGCCCUGGUCAAAGGUAGUGCACCUUAUAGGGAAUAGGGUGGCAUUCUCUGGUCAAAAGUAGUGCACUAUAUAGGGAAAAGGAUGCCAUUUGGUACACAUCCCCAACUGUUAUACCAAGCACUGAAGCAUGGUUAGAAGUUGUACCAUAGAACCGUAGAGAAAUAUAGGUAGAACAUGGCUAUUAAAUACUGAGGGAAUGUUUCCUUUGUGUCUGAAUCAUAUGAGUUAGGUCAGGUUCGUUCGCUGCCUUGAACAACACACAGCAGAGGUGCAUGGCUAGCUAACAGAUUUCAACAUACAGCAGAGGUGCAUGGCUAGCGGACAGAUUUCAAUAUACAGCAGAGGUGCAUGGCUAGCUAACAGAUUUCAACAUACAGCAGAGGUGCAUGGCUAGCUAACAGAUUUCAACAUACAGCAGAGGUGAAUGGCUAGCUAACAGAUUUCAACAUACAGCAGAGGUGCAUGGCUAGCUAACAGAUUUCAACAUACAGCAGAGGUGCAUGGCUAGCGGACAGAUUUCAACAUACAGCAGAGGUGCAUGGCUAGCUAACAGAUUUCAACAUACAGCAGAGGUGCAUGGCUAGCUAACAGAUUUCAACAUACAGCAGAGGUGCAUGGCUAGCUAACAGAUUUCAACAUACAGCAGAGGUGCAUGGCUAGCUAACAGAUUUCAACAUACAGCAGAGGUGCAUGGCUAGCUAACAGAUUUCAACAUACAGCAGAGGUGCAUGGCUAGCUAACAGAUUUCAACAUACAGCAGAGGUGCAUGGCUAGCUAACAGAUUUCAACAUACAGCAGAGGUGCAUGGCUAGCUAACAGAUUUCAACAUACAGCAGAGGUGCAUGGCUAGCUAACAGAUUUCAACAUACAGCAGAUGUGCAUGGCUAGCUAACAGAUUUCAACAUACAGCAGAGGUGCAUGGCUAGCUAACAGAUUUCAAAAUGCAGCUUUAGAACAAAACAGCUGGGUGAUUUCUGUUUACUGAUGUGAAAUACUAUUACUGUACUUUGGUGUUGCUGUUUUGUGUUGUCGUCACACAGGUACAUAGAUGUGUAAGCAGACGCAUACAUACAGUAUUUAUACUGCACAUUCAGUAAAUGUUAGCUUUGAAUAUACUGUAGAGAAAAAUAACAAUAACAUGGGAGGUUAGCAUUUUAUAUCAUACCCCCAAGACAUGCUAACCUCCUCUGUUAUUGUAAUGGUGAGAGGUUAGCAUGUCUUGGGGGUAUGAUAUAAAAUGCUAACCUCCCCUGUUAUUGUAAUGGUGAGAGGUUAACAUGUCUUGGGGGUAUGAUGUAAAAUGCUAACCUCCCCUGUUAUUGUAAUGGUGAGAGGUUAGCAUGUCUUGGGGGUAUGAUAUAAAAUGCUAACCUCCCCUGUUAUUGUAAUGGUGAGGGGUUAGCAUGUCUUGAUGGUAUGAUAUAAAAUGCUAACCUCCCCUGUUAUUGUAAUGGUGAGAGGUUAACAUGUCUUGGGGGUAUGAUAUAAAAUGCUAACCUCCCCUGUUAUUGGUAAUGGUGAGAGGUUAGCAUGUUUUGGGGGUAUGAUAUAAAAUGCUAACCUCCCCUGUUAUUGUAAUUGUGAGAGGUUAGCAUGUCUUGGGGGUAUGAUAUAAAAUGCUAACCUCCCCUGUUAUUGUAAUUGUGAGAGGUUAACAUGUCUUGGGGGUAUGAUAUAAAAUGCUAACCUCCCCUGUUAUUGGUAAUGGUGAGAGGUUAGCAUGUUUUGGGGGUAUGAUAUAAAAUGCUAACCUCCCCUGUUAUUGUAAUUGUGAGAGGUUAGCAUGUCUUGGGGGUAUGAUAUUUGUGCAUGUGUAACUUUCUCUCUCAUCACUAAUCAUGAUUCAUUCCGGACUAUCCGUAACCACGGUAACAUCCACAUUAAUGUAGAAGUGUUUAGAAACACAUUAGAUUCUUAUUUACAAUAAAAGUGACUCCAUAAUGACACAAUACAUUAUUUACCAUUCAUUUCUAUUGGGCACAAAAUAAUCUGAAACUCAACCAGAACAAACAGAAAAUGUAUCCAACAAGUUUGUAGAGUCACAAGCUUGAUGUAAUCAUUGCAUGCUAGAAAUAUGGGACCAAAUACUAAACUUUCGACAACUUUAAUACACAUAUAUAAGUGAAUUUGUCCCAAUAAUUUUGGUUCCCUAAAAUGGGAGGACUAUGUACAAGAAGUGGUGUACUUUGAAAUGGUUCACCCGAUAUGGAUGAAAAUGACCUCAAAGGAAAGCUAACAGUCAGCACUUUAACCUUGUAGUCAUUGUACCAUUUCAAUGAUUACUGUCCCAGUACUUUUGGAGCUCACUGUAUUUGUCCUAUUUUUACACAUGUAAGUGUAGCUACAAGCCUAGCUACCGUACAGGCCUGUACACUCCCAUGCUCAACCAAAUAGAAUGACUUACCUACUAGCCUGCCGUCAGCUAGUGCACCAUAAACUGAAUUAUGUCUACUACUCUGCUCUACUUGUAAUUGUAAAGUUGAUGAUCUAUGUAACUUCUGUGUCUGUGUUUGGUACCAACACCAUGUGACUGUGUUUGGUACCAACACCAUGUGACUGUGUCUGGUACCAACACCAUGUGUCUGUGUUUGGUACCAACACCAACACCAUGUGACUGUGUCUGGUACCAACACCAUGUGACUGUGUUUGGUACCAACACCAUGUGUCUGUGUUUGGUACCAACACCAUGUGACUGUGUUUGGUACCAACACCAUGUGACUGUGUUUGGUAUCAACACCAUGUGACUGUGUUUGGUACCAACACCAUGUGACUGUGUUUGGUAUCAACACCAUGUGACUGUGUUUGGUACCAACACCAUGUGACUGUGUUUGGUACCAACACCAUGUGACUGUGUUUGGUAUCAACACCAUGUGACUGUGUUUGGUAUCAACACCAUGUGUCUGUGUUUGGUACCAACACCAUGUGACUGUGUUUGGUACCAACACCAUGUGACUGUGUUUGGUAUCAACACCAUGUGACUGUGUUUGGUACAAACACCAUGUGACUGUGUCUGGUAGUACCAACACCAUGUGACUGUGUCUGGUACCAACACCAUGUGACUGUGUCUGGUACCAACACCAUGUGACUGUGUUUGGUACCAACACCAUGUGACUGUGUCUGGUACCAACACCAUGUGACUGUGUUUGGUAUCAACACCAUGUGACUGUGUUUGGUACCAACACCAUGUGACUGUGUUUGGUAGUACCAACACCAUGUGACUGUGUCUGGUACCAACACCAUGUGACUGUGUUUGGUAUCAACACCAUGUGACUGUGUUUGGUACCAACACCAUGUGACU
Molecule: messenger RNA, 4636 nt
Organism: Salvelinus fontinalis (brook trout)
Lineage: Eukaryota; Metazoa; Chordata; Actinopteri; Salmoniformes; Salmonidae
Product: type-1 angiotensin II receptor-like
Exons: 4
Coding region: 96-1172 (358 amino acids)
Biological process (GO): immune response; G protein-coupled receptor signaling pathway; regulation of vasoconstriction
Cellular component (GO): membrane
Molecular function (GO): angiotensin type II receptor activity
Source: RefSeq, a predicted model, not a curated record